Oncorhynchus tshawytscha (Chinook salmon) is the source of this 3735-nucleotide messenger RNA. Its product is annotated as serine/threonine-protein kinase NIM1. Bases 544 to 1734 code for a protein of 396 amino acids. The transcript has 5 exons. The record is from RefSeq and is a predicted model, not a curated record. Gene Ontology annotation, cellular component: cytoplasm. NCBI's taxonomy places the organism in Eukaryota, Metazoa, Chordata, Actinopteri, Salmoniformes, Salmonidae. Gene Ontology annotation, biological process: protein phosphorylation; intracellular signal transduction; microtubule cytoskeleton organization. Gene Ontology annotation, molecular function: tau-protein kinase activity; protein serine/threonine kinase activity; ATP binding.
GAACUCUAUCAUAUCUGUUACAUUCAAUUGCCAUCUCCAUUUCUCUAUUGCUGUAGAAAUGUGAGCAAGUAUUAAUUGUUUGUAGCUAGACCUGUCAUAAAUAUUGAAUUUGAUUGGCCUACCUUUCAAUACAGUGUUCCAUGUUUAUCAUUACAUUAGAUUCACGUGAUAUAGAAAAGUGCUCCAGCUGCGUGUCCAGAGAUUUAGUGCUGCCUUGUCUAUAUCAGUCUCUAAUGGAUAUUAAUACACCGUGAUAAUAGGAUUGGCAGGGUGAUGCCCUGAGGUUUAGUGAUGGUGAGCCACUCCAUUCACACACACUGUAUCAUUUCUACUGCUGGACUUGAAGGAUGAGGGAUCCGCAACUACCAGGAGCUAACAGGAAUAAGAAAGACAGGACUCAAAUCCAGACUAGCAUGGCCGAAACGCAAGGACAAGGAGGAUAAGAAAGCCAAGCCAAGUGAGACGAGUGUAACGCCAUUGGACAAAACACCAAAAGUCCUUUCAACCCGUCCUAUUAUACCAGAACUGACCCCAGAACAGAGGAUGAGGCAGACACCAUUUGAGAGGGUGCUUUAUGACAUGAACCAUGACCAGAGGGUAGUCAACGACCUCAUACUGGGCCGGAGGAUCUCCUUCUACGAGCUCAGGGGGGAAAUAGGGUGUGGGAACUUCUCCCACGUUAGAUUGGGUAUCCAUGCCCUGACUAAAGAGAGGGUCGCAAUCAAGAUUUUGGAUAAGCUUCGGCUGGACAAGAAGUCUCAGUCCCUGUUUGCCACAGAGAUCAGCUGUAUGGAGAAGCUGUCCCACCCUAACAUUGUUCGUCUCUAUGAGGUGAUUGAGACCACCAAGCGCCUGUACCUGGUGAUGGAGUAUGGUAGUGGAGGAGACCUCUACUCACGUAUCACCAACCGGGGGCGUCUGUCUGACCUGGAGACCAAGCUCAUCUUUGCCCAGAUCAUCUCUGCCAUCAAACACAUGCAUGACAACAACAUCGUCCACCGAGACCUGAAAGCAGAGAACAUCUUUUACACCACCAGCUACUGCAUCAAGGUGGGAGACCUUGGCUUCAGUAUCGUGAGUGCUCCAUCUGAAGUCCUCACCACGUUUUGUGGCUCCCCACCCUACGCCGCUCCAGAGCUCUUCAAAGACAAAGGCUACGUGGGUCGUUACGUGGACAUCUGGGCCUUGGGAAUCCUGCUCUACUUCAUGGUCACCGCCACCAUGCCUUUCCACGCCGACAACCUUGGCCGUUUGAAGCGCUGUAUCAUGCAGGGAGCCUACGCCUUCCCUGACUAUGUACCCAACCCCUGCCAACUGGUCAUAAAAGGCAUGCUGAGGCCCGUGCCCGCUGACCGUGACCCCAUCUCCCUGAUAAUGACCAGCACGUGGCUGAAGAGCAUUGAGUACCCUCGGGCGUACGCCCCCCUGCCCCAGACACCCUUUCACCUGGCUGAAACCUCCCAGGUCCUGUGUGUGGAGGAGCAGGAGGUGAAGUCGGCCCUGUCUGAUCUGGGCAUCAAGGGAGUCCACCUGCAGAACAACACCUAUACAGACAAUCGCAGCCCCCUGACGGGGACGUACCGUGUCCUCCUCCACCGUGUCCAGAAGAGGAGGUCUGUGGAGGCAGUGGGAUAUGCAGCCCUUUACCCUGAGGACUUUGGCAGUAAGAACGGCAGGACGACCACUGCUGUUAUGGACAAGCACAACCCUACCAGUGUCUGUGUUAUCCUAUAGACCAGGGAUUUUGCAACAGUUUUUGAACCAGGGACUGGAAAAUUAUGGAUCUUCUCUUUGGAUUAAAACAAACAAUUUUGGUGGGCCACUUAUAAUGAAAUUGAACACUUCAGAAGUGAAGUUCUCCCAUAACUAUGAACUAUCUGAGGGACCUGUCAGCAACAUCUCAGGAACCAGUGCUGCUCCAUGGACCUCCAUGGAGGUUGAGAAAUAAUGCUACAGAGUCUGGCCUCCUGUAUAGCCAGGCUCCACCAAAAGAGAAUCACAAGAAAACACACACCACACACGCACACACACAUGUUGCGUAUUCAUCGCAGUACAGAUGAUAGAUAGAUAAAUAGCACCAUCUUGUGCUCACAUUAAUCAUUACAUUUCAGUACUCCUAAGAAAUCUGUGACAGAAAGAUACAAUGGUGAAAAGGUUAAGAUUUCAGGGUUGUACUGUAAAGUACAUGAAUUAUAUUGCAGCUUUAUGUACUAACAAGGCUACAGUAAUUGACUUCAGCUUGUUGCGACGUUACAUCACUCAAUAGGUCUAUGUUUUGUACAAUUGGCUUACAGUGAGAGACGAAGGAUUAAUAAUACUAUCAGCAUCUUCCAAGCCUACUUAGUCCUGUGCUUCGUCAAAAUAUAACUGGGGUCAUGCUCGUGGAAGGACAUGGCUAAUUUGUCUUAGCUGUGAUACAGGAAAAGUGCUUUGUUCAGAUAGCAAUUGUAAGGGAGUCAGGCACGAAGCACUGGCCAAUGCUCUGAUAUUUGGAUUACAAUACUUAGGUUUAUCCUCAAAGACUUGUAUGCCUUCAACAUUAAUGUAAAUAUAACAAAUAUAAUCUUUAGGUAAAUUCACAAGCUCUAUUCACAAGUACAUUGAAAAAUUUGUAAAACAUGGAUGUUUUGUGCACAGUUCUUUAUUUUGGCUAUUCAGUGGCUUGGAAGUGCAAUGUUUUGUCUGAAGAUGAAUAUCUUUAUUAUGAUAUAAUGUAAUUAAAAUGCAGUAACACAUUGCUUAUGUAGAUAUUUUUGUACAGUCAUUUUAUAAAUGCUUUACUGAUAUAUUUUAUGUGGAUUAAGUAUAUCAGUAAAGUAUUUAUAAAAUGUUAAUAAAUAUUAUUUGCCAUUGGAUGUACCCAUUAAUGCUCAAGAGAAAUGUCAUUUGAAUAUAUGCCUGAGAUGAGUAAAAAAUAAUAAUAUUGCAUUGUGUAUUGCUAUACCAUUUAAAUAAUUAAAAAUAAAUAAAACAUACACAUCAAGACAAAUUCAUUAAACAAAUUAUAAUAAUCAAUCACCUCUUGUGAGUUCAGGGGGCAUCCCUGGUGCUAGUAACAGUGGAAAGGUCUUUAGGGAAGACUGACAAGUUUAUAUUGUGAGUAUCCCCUAAGUGGAAAUCUGAGCAGCAUUUGAAUAUCAUCUGUGUACUUGAAGCACAUAUUUGUUAAUUUUUUACAUCAUGGACAUCACAGAACCUCAACAUCUUACAGAAAAUAGAUACUAGAGAGUAUGUUGUUCUAUUAUCAGUCAAAGCCAAUAAAAGUAUAAAAUUUCCAAAGCCUUUUUAGAGGUUUUGCAGGUUCUUAUGAGGUCACUCAUAACGCAACCUACGCUCUCAUAAAAAUCAGGACGGUUGGAUUGUAUAAACAUUAGCAGUUUCUCUGCCCUCCCAUCUUACUCAACAUACAUUUCCCCUGAAGCUAUUACCACCUCUAUGAUCCAAGCAGUGAUAAAACCUGUCAGCACUUUACCUUUUCUCUCAUUAUUGUGUGCCAGGUUCUUACAGUUUGUACAUGUACCUGUUCUGUUCCUCUCCAUUGAUUGGCAGUCUGGCAGGGCAAUAUAUUUUGCAAUAAUGAGAUGAACCCCAGUCAUGCCUUUGUCAAUAAGGAUCCGCACCUUUAAAAAAAAAAACUGUUGAUAUUUUUGCCUAAAAUCACAUACCCAAAUCGAACUGCCUGUAGCUCAGGACCUGAAGCAAGGAUAUACAUAUGCUUGAUACCAUUUGAAAGGA